Molecule: messenger RNA, 2054 nt
Organism: Vombatus ursinus (common wombat)
Lineage: Eukaryota; Metazoa; Chordata; Mammalia; Diprotodontia; Vombatidae
Product: zinc finger protein 2-like
Exons: 6
Coding region: 813-1919 (368 amino acids)
Biological process (GO): regulation of DNA-templated transcription
Source: RefSeq, a predicted model, not a curated record
AAAUAUUAAUGCGGCCUUCCAACAUGAAAAGGUUCUCCACCCAUGGCUUAACCUAUAUGGCCCUCAGAACCUUUUGCAAAAUGAGACCAUUUCCUCUAGAAAAACCUGGAAGAGAAAGCCAUUACCCACGGAGGCUGUUACCACGGUGACUGGCCUGCGCUGUGUUUUAAGGAGAGUCUGACUUUUCCGACAAUGUAGUUUGACAGGAACCACCGAGAGCGUUUGCGCAGAUGGAUCCUCGAUUCUCGACUCUGGAAAUCCACUGGCCUCUGGCUCUGAGACUCAAUUUCCCAGCAUUUCUACCUAGAUCAGGUUCGUUUCUAGUGCUGCGAGGCUCUUAAACUUGAGUUGCUAAGGCCCCGGGGAAUGCAGGCUGGCAACCGGAAGUGAACGGACCCAAAGCAGGGCUGGAAAUCGUAGUUCUCGGGAGCGUUGUCAUGGGCUCAGCGCCUCCAGGAUGGGGACCGCAGCGGCUCGGGGCGGAGAACCGGCGUCUCUGGGUCGGGGCGAAGAGGGUCAGCUGGAGAGGUAUAAAUUGGAUUCCUGAGUAGAAGUGCUUCAUCUAGCGACAGAAAUCCGCCCUAGGAUAAGAAGUACUCAUUGGAUCUUUAGGCGGUUUUAUUUCCAGGAGGAAGCAAGGACUUGAAAGAUGCUCAAUCAACUCUGAUAGCAGAUUCCCUACAAAGAAAACAUCCUAUUGACUCUGGAGUCGGAGGAAUCACUGACCAUUCCACCUAGGGAAAUCAGAACUUGAGUGGAAGCACCACAUCAGAGAACAGUGAGGGAGUGAUUCCUCAUGGAUAGUGUGACCCAUGUGCAUGAGAAACCCUACUUUCUCAGAACUCUUUUUUUUUCCCCAAGAAGGGUGCAUAGAAGAACAGGGAAUGGAUGCUGUGUUCCUGAUUGCCAAGUUCCAGGAAUUGGUGACUUUCAAGGAUGUGGCUGUGAACUUCACCCAGGAAGAGUGGAGGCAACUGAACUCUGCUCAGAGGGAUUUGUACAGGGAUGUGAUGUUGGAGAACUACAGAAACAUGAUCUCAUUGGGGCUUUCCAUUUCUAAACCUGAUGUGAUUCUCCAGUUGGAGCGAGGGGAAGAACCAUGGAUACUCAAUCUAAAGAGAACUGCAGAGAGAGAGAUCCCACAAUAUACUGAUUGGGAAAAUAGGCCUGAGAUCCAGGAGUCAACUCUAAAACAAAAUAGGUCUGAGGAAGCAAAAUCACCAGAGACAUUAAUGGGAAAACUCAGAGGUGACAUUCCUGUGGAACUCGUAUUUGGAAGAAUUCAUGUGCCUGAGAGCAAAUUGGAGGGGCAAAGGGGAGACAUUUCAGGGGAAACUUGGAAGAAAGCUUUUUCCCAAGAAAAAGGUUUCAGGCAAGUAACUAUGACUCACAAGAAAACUUCCAGUAGAGAGAGAGUCCAUGUAUGCAAUGAAUGUGGAAAAACUUUCAGACACCACUCAGCACUUGUUCGACAUCAUAUAGUUCACACAGGAGAGAAACCCUAUGUAUGUACUGAAUGUGGAAAAGCCUUCAGUCAGCACUCAGCCCUUAUUAGACAUCACAUAAUUCAUACUGGAGAGAAGCCCCAUAAAUGUCAUGAAUGUGGGAAAGCCUUCUUCAUCCGUUCUUCCCUAAUUCAACAUCAGAAAACUCAUACUGGAGACAAUCCCUAUGAAUGUAAGGAAUGUGGGAAAGCCUUCUUUGGUCUCUCAACCCUUACUCGACAUCAGAGGACUCACACUGGAGAAAAGCCCUAUGAAUGUGGUGAAUGUGGAAAAUGCUUCUUUGAUGGCUCAUCUCUCACACGACAUCAGAGAAUCCAUACUGGAGAGAAGCCCUAUGAAUGCAGUGUGUGCAGGAAAGUUUUCAGUAGCAAGUCAUCUGUCGUCCAACAUCAGCGACGACAUGCUGGCAAAUAAAUGAGGGCACGUAAUCAAUUUGGAGAAAUCUUUUGUCAAGGCCUGCCACUUUGUUAAAUUUCUAACAAUCACGUUGGAACCAGACAUUUCAUAAAGCUUUUUAAAAGAUCUCCUAUAUUAAAUCUAUCAUUUGAA